AUGCAGGGACGCAGACUUCUACUUGAGCGACGACAUUGUACUCGUAGCAUAUCUAGCCGUGUGUGCAUAUCUAGCUUAUGUGGAGACCUAUAUGACCAAAGUACCAUUGCAUACAAAUAUACAAACAAGUAUGGAUAUAACGGUACCAAAAGAGUUUGCUUGGAAAAAUCUUUGGCAAUGACAUUAGUGGUACUUAGUCAUGCUGAGGGUAACAAAAUGGUGCAAGAUAGAUUUCAGCACUCGGGUGAGACAGUGCAUCGAGACGUGGCUAUGGUAGUUACAUUUCGGGACGUGUCAGAACAUAUUCAGCAUUCAGAUCGAUAUUGGCCACAUUUCAAGGGUUGCAUUGGUGCGAUUGAUGGGGUCCACGUCCCUAUGGUCGUACCAGUUGAUGAGCAACACCCGUACUAUGGCAAGAAGGGGAUCACCACAACAAAUUGCAUGUGCGCAUGUGACUUUGACAUGAAAUUCACAUUCGCAUGUGUUGAAUAA
Molecule: messenger RNA, 492 nt
Organism: Quercus lobata
Lineage: Eukaryota; Viridiplantae; Streptophyta; Magnoliopsida; Fagales; Fagaceae
Exons: 3
Coding region: 1-492 (163 amino acids)
Source: RefSeq, a predicted model, not a curated record